Maniola jurtina (meadow brown) is the source of this 870-nucleotide messenger RNA. Its product is annotated as 3-oxoacyl-[acyl-carrier-protein] reductase-like. The record is from RefSeq and is a predicted model, not a curated record. Gene Ontology annotation, molecular function: oxidoreductase activity. Lineage: Eukaryota; Metazoa; Arthropoda; Insecta; Lepidoptera; Nymphalidae. The transcript has a single exon. The coding region runs from base 39 to 782 and encodes 247 amino acids.
UGAAUUAGUAUCUAAUAGAAGUUCAGAGUGAAAGCACGAUGAGUUUUACUAAUAAAGUAGUUAUUGUGACUGGAGCCAGCUCUGGUAUAGGCGCAGCGGUUGCUGUCGCAUUUAGUGCUGCUGGUGCGAAAGUGGUCAUUGUAGGCAGAAAUGAAAGCAAGCUAGCUUCCGUCGCUGCACGAUGCUCCAACCCUCUUGUGAUUCGUGGAGAUAUAACGAAGGAUGAAGACGUUCGAGCUGUUAUAGACGAAACCGUCAAAAAGUUCGAAAAACUGGACAUCUUAAUAAAUAACGCCGGACUUUCAAAAAUCGCAAGCAUCCUCAAAGGUGACAUGAUGACAGCUUACGACAGCAUCAUGGAUACUAACGUGCGAGCUUUAGUGCAGUUGACAACACUAGCGGCCCCUUAUUUACUGAAGACAAAGGGCAAUAUCGUUAAUAUAUCGAGCAUUGCUGCAGUACUGACACCAGUUUAUCCAGGAGCGAUAAAUUACUGCGUAUCAAAAGCUGCUGUGACUCAUUUUGGUGCAUGCGCUGCUGUGGAGUUGGCUCCCCAUGGCGUGAGAGUCAACACGGUGAGCCCCGGACCUGUCAAUACCGAUUUCAUAGAAAACACAAAAGCUCCAAUCACUUUGGACGAUCAUAAGAAAUACACCUGUCUGAAAAGAGUAUCAGAACCUGAAGAGAUAGCAGACUUAGUUCUAUUCUUAGCGAGUGAUAAAGCAAAGGGUAUCACAGGGUCGAAUUUCGUUUCAGAUAACGGUUCAAUUAUUAAACGUUAAACAAGUCAAAGUCAAGUCAAAUAAGUAGGCAAUAUGUAAUUGCCUACUUAUAACACAGAAAGUAAUAAAUCGUAGCUACGUAAAAUUA